This is a messenger RNA of Strongyloides ratti, 351 nucleotides long. RefSeq names its product Crustacean neurohormone family-containing protein. The transcript has 2 exons. Gene Ontology annotation, molecular function: neuropeptide hormone activity. The record is from RefSeq and is a predicted model, not a curated record. Bases 1 to 351 code for a protein of 116 amino acids. Lineage: Eukaryota; Metazoa; Nematoda; Chromadorea; Rhabditida; Strongyloididae. Gene Ontology annotation, cellular component: extracellular region. Gene Ontology annotation, biological process: circadian rhythm.
AUGAUUUAUAGCAUUCUUUUUAUCACAUUACUGCCAGUACAAAUUUGUACAAGAUCAGUAUUAUUAAAAGUUUUUCAACGUUCUGAUCCAAUGAUAUAUGAUAGAAAUGGUACAAUAGAAAAUAUAGAUAUUUCAUCAUCAGAAGAUUGUGACAUUUAUAGGAAUAAAGAAUUUCAUCUCAUUGUUGAUACUGUUUGUGAAGCUUGUCAUGAAAUGUUUUCGCAAAAUUUUCCUAAUCUUCGUGUUCAAUGCAGAGCGAAUUGUUUUAGAAAUGAAAAUUUUAGCUCAUGCUUAAAAAUAUUCAAGCCUCAAGACACUACUUUUAAAAUUAAAAGAAAUUUCUUCUCUUAA